GUGAUACCUAGUAGUUUGUAACUAUCACCAGAUUCACCACCUCAUUCCAGUGCAUCAACUUUGGCGGGGUGCUCGCUUCCCUCUUUGGUGGCACGAAGUACUGUACGUACCUCUGUUUUCAUCAAGAGACCCCAGCAUCCCCGCAACCUUCAACCACGAACCAAACAAACAACUGAACCUUGACACUGGGCGCGCGCCACCAAGGGCGAAAAAAAGAAAAAAAAAAGAAAAAAGAAAAAAGGAAGCUGAGGCCAAAGGAUAACGCGACACAAGAAUCAAUUGGAUCAUCGGCCUUCAGAACGAAAAUUUUCUUACCGACAAAAGACAAAACCAAUUGACCAACAAAAAUUUCCCAUUACGCGAUUCGGACGUGACAGGAAAACGACAACCCCGACGGCGGGACCCGAUUUCCCAUGGCCGUCGUAGCGGCAGCGCCCAUGGCACCUAUGACGACCAGCACGCGCUCCAGCAAGAGGGCGGCUGCUAGUGGCAAUAGGGGUGAGAUGGGCAGCGAGAGAGGCCGUGGCCGCGCCCGCGGCCAGGCCGACCAGCAGGCCCAACCCAUCAAUAUCUAUCCCGCGUCUUCUCAUCCUCGUCGCACGAAGCGUCAUUCGAACACCGUCGAUGGCGAAUUGGGCGGUCCGGCUCCGAAACGAUCCCGAACGGACGCGCAGAUCAUCCUCGAGACCCGCGUUUCGAACCCCGACGCGACGGAGACGGAGAACGAGGUUCCGAAAGCUGUGCCUGGCACCAGGUCUACUACCAUCGACGCCGACGCGGUUGUUACUCUGGGUCCGCAGUCGCAACCACAGUCGCGACCGCAACCGCAACCGCAACCGCAACCGCAACCGCAACCGCAACCACGACAACAACCGCAACCACGGCAACAACCGCAACCACGACAACAACACCACCAUCCUCCCGAUCCACGUCACCACGAACCCGCGUCAAGUGUACCGCUCGCCGAUGUGCGCCCUGCCAACACCACGGCCUCACCACGCAGCACCCGGGCCCCUUCGGCGGGCAGCAACAACACUUCGUCCCGGUCUCGGUUGACCAAGCACCAGGCCAAGGUGGUCGACGGGAUACGUCACGAACUGGAUCGCCUGCAGCCCGGCGAGAGCAGCGACGCGAAAGAGAAGGAGCAGCGAGGCGGCCGCAAGCUACGGUCCCAAGAGGCCACCCGCUUCAAGAGCGAGCUGUCGGCUUACUUCCCGGACUAUGAUGAGGUCAUCGGCAACGACCCCAAGGAACAGCACCUCUUGAACAUCGAUACCCCGAUUGUUGUCGUCGAUUCGUUCCCACGCUAUUACCAAGGCCAAGUGGUGGCGCCGCUCUUCACCCCAUCCCCAGCCGAUCCAACGCCAGCCCCUCCGCACCAGUACCUCCAACAUGGGGAAUACCCGAUCCGCGGAUACGGGGACGCUCUCUACGAAGACCUCUUCGACUCGCAGCGCAUAGACUUCGACUUCCUCGGAAAUAGCUACAAGGGCAAGACGCUGAACUCAGAUCCCCUUCCGGACGAGUCGUACAUUCCGGUGCAUAAAAAGGCCGCGAGGAUCGAGCGGUCCAUACGGAAUACGGAGAGGGGCCGCGCGCAGCAUGAGAGGGACCAGAUCGUCCGGCUGCUGGACGGGCUUCAGGGCCACGACUGGCUGAGGAUCAUGGGCGUGAGCGGUGUCACCGAGAGUAAGAAGAGGACGUUCGAGCCGGCGAGAGACCACUUCAUCAAGGGGUGCGAGGCCAUUCUGGACAAGUUUCGCCAGUGGAGUCGGGAAGAGAAGCGGCGCAAGGCCCUGAAGGAGCGUGCGCUUGCCGAGGCUGAGAAGGGGGACGCCUCGCACUCGGGGGACGAUGGGGUUGCGAGGGAGGGUGGAGGCCGGGGGGGUCGGCGAAGAACCGAAGUGGCCGAUAGCGACGAGGAGGUUGAAGAGGAGGGGGAGGAUGGAGGAAGAGGAGGAGGAGAAGAAGAAGAAGAAGAAGAAGGAGAUGAUGACGAAGAAAAACAUGACGUCUCGGAGAGGGGCGAGCCGGCUGACGAAAACGACGUCGAAGCCUCCGUCGCCAAGCAGCUCCGUGAGGAAGCAGCGGCAAGGUUGAGAACACCUGUCGCCAAAGCGACCACUCGGAGGCGGCCGCGUGUUGUCAUUGCUAGCUCUGCUCCUGCGGCGGUGGCAACGGCGGACAAGGCACCUCAGGCGGCGAGGCCCACGCCCACGCCCACGCCCACGCCCACGCCCACGCCCACGCCUCCUCCUCCGCCGCCGCCGCCGCCGCGCGAGUUCAAGUCGUUUUUCAAAAAGAAGCACGAGCGCGAUGCGGCGCUGAAUAAGCACCGUCGCGCUGGCCGCCGCGUCUUAGCUUGGGGGGAGCCGAUUCCGGAUAUGGGCGAGUAUGAGUUUCAGCUGCCGGAGGAGUUGAUGGACGAGGAGCUCCUGAAGGCGAGGGCCCGGAAGAGACGCCGGGAGCUGAGAAGCCGGCCGUGAAGAGAUUUGACGGUGCUGCAUUUUUUGUUUCUCUUCUCUUCUUUGUUUUAUUUCGGAAGCAUGGUAUUAUUGUUGUACAAUUGGGAUUCUGGUCAUUGGAAGGGAAGGGAAGGGAAGGGAUUGGGAGGCAGGCGGGCGUUCAGGUCUUUUUCUUAGCCACACUACGUGGUCUGUACCUUAUUAUAAAGGGUUAUUGUUAUUGGUACGGCAUGGGCAGGAGGUACCAUUGCUACACGUACUAUGCAUGGGUAUCAGGGAUAUGGAAUGGUUCCGGUCCCCUUGUAGCAAUAACAUUUAGACGGCAAAUCUGGAGGGGGAGGGCAAUGGCGACUGCAAUAUCAAGAGAUGCAUGGCAA
Messenger RNA from Sodiomyces alkalinus F11, 2842 nucleotides. RefSeq lists its product as hypothetical. Gene Ontology annotation, molecular function: histone acetyltransferase activity. The coding region runs from base 414 to 2486 and encodes 690 amino acids. The record is from RefSeq and is a predicted model, not a curated record. The transcript is spliced from 2 exons. Gene Ontology annotation, cellular component: SAS acetyltransferase complex. Lineage: Eukaryota; Fungi; Ascomycota; Sordariomycetes; Glomerellales; Plectosphaerellaceae.